CAAAUUGCGCGAUAAUUUUUCAUAUUGCAAAUUUAGCGCGGUAAUUAAAUACUUCUCAUUAUAAAUCUUGUCAAUUUUUUACGUCAAAUAACGAGAUGAUUUUUCAUAUCGCACGUGUAGCGCGGUAAUUAAAUUAUUUCUCAUUUAAUAAAUAAUUCGUCGAUUGAUGAUCGUGUCCUGGCGAAGGACAGGAAAAAAGCUUUUGUUUUCUUUCACUUUUUUACAUAAAUUUAUUAACUCUAAAUUAAAAUGAAUUUUUCGUGUAAAUUCAAAUUAAAUCUGCAGUUCUUCGUAAUCUUCGUGACUUUAAUUUUCCGUCACAUAACUCACGGUAAUUAAAUCGCAGAUUAAGCUUUUCCGCGUAAUGAAAGGAUUUAUCGUGCGGGGUCGCGACGCACGAAGUGCAAAAUGAUCUCGGGAACAACGGGUUGAAAGAAAUCGUUCGCGACGCUCAACAUUAACGCCAUUCAUGCGUUUCUUCGACGAUAAGCACGCGGGCAGCUUAUUGCUUCUUGCGCUGCCGACCGCAGGAAGUGUAAAUUAACGAUGGAAUCUGACCUACUUGACGGUGCAUAUCGUACAGAUCUGCCGCUCCUUCAAUCUUUUAAAUGAGUUAUAUAAAAUUCAUCCGUCACAGACGCGAGAAGGCAGUCGGAUGUGAUCACUUCCGAGCGCGAUGAAAUGCCGUGGACUCCAUUUAUGUGACGGUUGCACGAGUCUCGUGAAGAUCACGCGUCUCUUUCAGGAAGCUAUCGAAAUUAUUUCACGUGCGCGCGGUGCGAAAUACCUAUAACGAGAAAAAUACUCUUAUUUAUAGGCAGAGAGACCGCAAGAACACAUUUUUUAUCUCUAGUUAUUGAUUGAAAGCUCAACACCAGGAGGAUCAUCUUGUCGAACCGGACGGGCACCUUCCUUAUGUAGCAAGACGUCGGAAUAUGCGAGAAAGCGCCUUAGCCGUGCUGCUAGCAUGGACACUUGCGGCCCAGCAGGGGCUGUGCGGCAAGUUAGAGAAGAUCGCCCAACAACCGAGCAAUAUCUUAGUGGAUUAUUACGCCUAUCGUCACAUCUCGAUCAUCCACUUCAAUGUACCCGAGCGUACCGUCGCGGUCGCCUUCAAAUUCAUGGCGAAAGAAGAGAAGACUGGCGGGAUAGGUAGAUGCUCACCGGUCAACGUCUCGUUAUAUCUAAAGUCCGCUAGUUUGCCGUUCGUCUCUCCCGAUGGUUCGAAGGUGGCCGCGAAGCUGAUGGAGACGAAGAAUCGUCGACGACAUUACAGCCUGGAGAUGCAGAGCAACGGCGAGCAAUACAUGAUCAAGAUAGAGGCUCCGUCAGCGGGUGACUGGUACGCGAUCGCCUUCCGAUCCUGGACCGAUCCUGAGGAAGGCAAGAUCAAGCAGCAAGGUAUCAGCGUGUCCUGUGAGACCGUGAUGGACGCCGAAAUGUUCGUGGAGAUGCCAGCUACGACGUUCUUGGUGGAUCCUGAGAUCAAGUAUAAGGUACAGCUAGACGAGACCUCUGACACGACGAUAGUGCAGUAUCUUGUGCCGGACGUCGGCCUCGAGGAAAUGAGCCUGUUUCUCAAAUCGUCCUGCGGCGAGGACUGCAACAUUGCUGUCCACAUCACGGCAGAGGAUAAUCUCGCCGGUAGCCUGUUCAACUCCACGGAGAAGUCACUCUCUUUCAAGCCCUACCCAGGCGAUUUCCACUAUGUGACCCUUCGUCUACUAUCGGGAAACGCGUCGAACGUGACGCUGCAACUGCCAACGAGUCGUCAAACGGACAUCGGGGUCGAUCAGGUGACGCCGGUGGUAUUGUCGAGAAAAUCCUUCCCCGAAUUCUUCCUCUUCGAUUACGAACAUCUGCGCGGCAACGACACGAAGCCCCAGCCCUUCAACGUGACCGCCGACGCUCUCUCCGUCCUUAGCUUCGAGAUCGGCCGGGUGUACGAUGUCGGCGGCACGGUCACUCUGGGCUUUAAGCUGGUCGACGUGGAUGAGAAAUACAAGAAGAACAUCGUCCUCGUGGCCUGCGUUUCCUUAGGAUACUACUUGAACAUUACCUCGGGCGGUGCCUGCGUCCGUGCGCAGGGUCUCACGACGGCGGACGUGUAUGUGAAUGCGACCGAGCCAGCUUACGUGCAUGUGCCUUUCCCCGAAGCGGGCACUUGGUACGUCAGCCUGCGUGUCUUCUGUCCCGAAGAAGAGGAGAAGAAGACGAUCAGCGCUGACAGCGGCGCCAACAUUAGCAGCAGCACCACCUCUUGUUCCUGCGGUCGCACUUGUCUGCAGGGCGAUGUUGCAUGCGAGAGCUGUGACUGCCUGUCGCGCUGCACUGCCGUCCGGGUGGAGAGCGUCGUGUCAUCGUCGCCGUGCGUCGAGGGUCGUUGCGGUGGUCAUGGCAAGUGCAUGCAUUAUAUGAGCGGCGGCUUCGUCUUCUCGGCGUGCCACUGCACCGGCGGUUAUCGCGGUUUCGACUGUGCGGACGACACGUACGUUCUCAGUACCAGCGGCAUACUUCUGCAGCUGCUCGCCCUCACGUUCAGUAACUUCGCCUUCCUCGGCUCGAUCUACGUGGCGAUACGACGCGAGUACUUCACCGAAGCGGUUGCCUACUUUGCGGUCAUGUUUUUCUCCACAUUCUAUCAUGCCUGCGAGGCCGGGGAGGAGAUCUACAGUGUGUGCAUCAUGCGGUUGAGCGUGCUGCAGUUCUGCGACUUUUUCAACGCGCUGCUCGCUAUCUGGGUGACUCUGGUGGCGAUGGCGUCGUUCGGGCCUCGAUUGACUGCUUUCUGUCAGGUAACCGGAGCGAUUGUGCUGGCGAUGGGCGCCGAGAUGGACCGCACUGCGCUCUGGGUAUUCCUGCUACCGGCCGUCACUGGUUCCGCCUUGAUUGGACUGUCCUGGGGACUUAGAUGCAGGAGAAGGCGCACCAUCAAAUAUCCCUCGCGUCCGUAUAGGACUAUCUACUUCCCAGCCGGAGUUCUUCUCGUCUUUCUGGGCCUCAUUUGUUACGCGUUCCUGCAAACACGCAGGAAUUAUUAUCUCGUUCACAGUAUGUGGCAUAUCUGUGUCGCAAUAGGAGUUAUUUUACUUCUUCCGAAGCGCAAGUACAUGAAGUGAUGGUCAAAGAACGACGUAUGCGUCCAGGAGAGAUUCGAGGAGACCGGAGAUAGUAUCAGAAGCUAAGAGAUGUGAUAGUAGGCAACCAAAGAGACAUCAGGGAAAUUAUUACAAUACAAACAAAUAGAUAUCAUUGACGAAUCGAUUUUUGUACGAAAGGAAUCACAAGCGCCGGUUUUAAUUAGCAUCUUCUACGUAAAGACAUCUUGAAAACUGCCAUAUCUUGAAGAUAUCUUAAGAAAGAAUUAUUUAUAAUCUUUCGAUUAAAACAUAAAUUAUUCUUCUUUUACUUAUAAAGAAGCUUUCUCGGCUUUAUCGUAAAGAUGCGUGCGAUUCGCUUCGUAGAAAAGUUGUUCGAUCGAUCGAAUUCGGCACUUACGCAUAUAUUAUAAAUAUGUAUAUCAGAGACAUUAUUCUUCUAAAAAGCAUCGGCAGUAUAUAGAUACGAGAGUGUUCCGAAGACGGAAUUAACUCGGCGAGAUCGAUCAAUGAUACAUUUAGCAAUAAGAUGCGAUACAUAAAGCAAAUUUAACGACAGUAUUACAUCAAGGUAAGUCGCCCGUGAAAGAAAUUUUGCUCAUUUUAAUAAGCAUUAAGGAAACUGAAGAAAGUGUGACAUCGACUUUAAGAUGUUUUUGUUCUUCAUUUAGCUUUCAACAGAAUUAAAUCCAUAUUGAAUGUAAAUAUUGAAGUUUGAGAGUCACGAAAAUAUCGGAAGAGAAUAAUUAUCAUAAUUAUUGCUGAAAUUGAUGUUGGAUUUUAUAAAGUUGUUUAUUAUUCCGCGAAGCAUUUUCGAAAUGCACUUUGACAUUCCGAGAAAUUUAUUGAUCGCACGAAUAUAGAAUAUAUCGCUAUACUUUGUUAAUUCAGUCGCGACCUGUUUGUAAGGACCAAUUCUAAGAUACGUAAAAUGUUGGAAACGUUAUGAAAGAAUCAAGAAUAUCUUCGUGCGAAUGGUGCUCUUUUAUUCAUACGAAUGUUUCCUGCUAUCCUUAGUCUUUUAUUAAUGAUAGCACUAUUGUUGUAGCACUAUCGUAACACUAUUAAUUUAUAAUUACUGCGUACUGAUAGCAUCCUUUUUCGAUAUCAUUUUGACGACAAAUGCGUUCUUACAAGAGCAUGCCAUAUUCAACAAGUAUACAUUCCUCAUUGCUCUUUUCUUAUGUAGAAGGCUUUAAAUUUUAAUUCAUCUUUCUAUUGAACAUGAAAAUAAUUUAAUCUUCAUCUAUAUUAAUGAAGAUAAUACGAGCAUAGAAAUGUAAUUUUAAGAAACCAGCCCUUUUUUUCUAGGAAUCAAUACCUCGCACACGAACGUCCUGCUCCAAGAAUAAUACUCGAAAGUGAAUGAAAAAGUAAAAAGAUACAUGUCUCUUAUAUUUUAUAACUGACAAGUAACGUAUAUCUAUAGUACAUACAUAUAGAAAUUAUAUUCUUCUACGUAAAGCACAUGUUACAGGACAUGUUUUAAAAAACAGAUUUAGGACCUGUUGUCUCAACUUUUGCACUAAUAUUUCCGCCCCUGCCAGAUAUUAUAAAUAAUCCACACACAAAUGUUCUCUCUUUUAACUGUGCGCUUUAACUUUCUAGCCAAUAAUAACGUCUAGAUAGGAAGAUAAUGCUCAAAGCGGAGUCAUUUUUUUCAAGUUGCCUUGCACCGUGACAAGAGCGGAAAAGCGAAAUAAGUAGGAAACCGGCGUGUCUUUACUUUUCGAUUCAUCCUCGCGUCUGUGUAUGCAUGCUGUGUUGUCCGAGGGAGAGUAACGCAUAUACAUAUAUAAGUAAAUACAACAUCGUCACGGGCAGUGCCUGUACUGAUUGUUGACACGUGUUAAGCGCGAUGCGCCGCGACCGUAUCGCGACUCUAGUCGAUUCUAUUUUCCUCAACGUGAAAGCCAUUUAGACUAUAUAACAUUUUCUACAUAUAGCCGAAGAGAGAAAGAAGAGUGUGUCACGCUGAGCGCACGUGAGUGCACGGGGGUUUUGUCGAGAAGGAUUUCACUUUUGUUAAUUUACAAACGUACACAGACACCCAAAACACAGAUGUAAUUCUCUACGAAAUAAAGAUGAAAUUAUCGUUA
Molecule: messenger RNA, 5197 nt
Organism: Temnothorax curvispinosus
Lineage: Eukaryota; Metazoa; Arthropoda; Insecta; Hymenoptera; Formicidae
Product: post-GPI attachment to proteins factor 6
Exons: 6
Coding region: 936-3119 (727 amino acids)
Cellular component (GO): plasma membrane
Source: RefSeq, a predicted model, not a curated record